This is a messenger RNA of Phialemonium atrogriseum, 483 nucleotides long. RefSeq names its product v-type h+-transporting atpase 16kda proteolipid subunit. NCBI's taxonomy places the organism in Eukaryota, Fungi, Ascomycota, Sordariomycetes, Cephalothecales, Cephalothecaceae. Gene Ontology annotation, biological process: proton transmembrane transport. Gene Ontology annotation, molecular function: proton-transporting ATPase activity, rotational mechanism. The transcript is spliced from 4 exons. The annotation marks the transcript as partial. Gene Ontology annotation, cellular component: membrane; proton-transporting V-type ATPase, V0 domain. The record is from RefSeq and is a predicted model, not a curated record.
AUCAUCCCGUCCUUUGCACCUCAGAUUGGAAUCGGACGAGUCCUUCCUGCAUCAAGGACACCCAUCCCAUCUUACGAUCUAGGUCCAUCCCGUUGGCUUGUCCACCACACCCUCAGGGAAGAUGGACGUCAUCAACAUGGAUCGCUGCCCCGUCUAUGCCUCCUUCUUCGGAGCGCUCGGGUGCGCCAUCUCCAUCAUCUUCACCGUCAUCGGCGCCUCCUAUGGCACGGCCAAGUCCAGUGGCGCUAUCUUCUCCUCGGGCAUCAUCCGGCCCGAUAGGCUGAUGCAGAACACCCUCUGCGCCAUCAUGGCCCAAAUCCUCUCCAUCUACGGCCUCGUCGUCAGCGUCAUCAUCUCGGGCAGCCUCGUCGAGCGGAUGGCCCUGCACACGGGCUUCCUGCAGCUCGGCGCGGGGCUGAGCGUCGGGCUCUGCGGCCUCGCGGCUGGGUUCGCCAUUGGCAUUGUCGGCGAUGCCGGAGGUGC